UUAUUAUUCCGUUGACGAGGGGGGGAUAAAGCCUGCUCCCGCUUUCCAUUCAACUCAACGUCGCUAUUAAUAAUGACCGCUUCGAACGCAACUUUGCGAGCAGUUGGAUUACUUUAGCUUUUCUCCCCCCCCAUGUGGCACUCGACCGACGAGAGGGGCAGAGUCACUUCUUCGCCCGCGAGGACAACGAUGACCGGAGGAAACUGAGGUACUCAUACCGCUUCCCCCCCUUUUGCUGUGCGGUGGCUGUGAUGCCAAGUUCUUGGCCCGUGCGGUUGCUGCUCAGUAGGAGGACCAGCAGCUCAAAAAGGUCGUGACCCUGCUUUGGACGGAUGUCAACCGGCUCUGAGAUUUGCAUGGGUCGUUCUCAUCAACCAAGGAUCUCCCGCUGCAGACCGAACAAGCGUCUCGACUCCAGCAGGGCUCCAGCUGUCCUCGGCCUGCCUGUGGUCUGAGGGGACUCGCAUCAAAGCUCUGCCUUCCUGGUUUUGGUUCAUCACUGUGGUCCAUUAAAACUGAGCCUCCAUCAACUCUGCACAUGGAGGACUAUGACGUUCGCUCUGCCGCCAGCAUCCUGGCCUCGGUGAAGGAGCAGGAGGAGCGUUUUGAGCAGCUAACCCGAGCCCUAGAGGAGGAGCGCCGCAACGUCACCCUGCAGCUCGAGCGGGCCAAUCUGCCACCCAACCCCGCCAUCAGUCAGCCACUGGCAUGGCAGCAAGUGGUGAUGCAGGAGCAGAGCCCCAGUAACGCCACGUCCCUGGCUAUGAUGCAGGAGCCGCAGGAGGUGGUGGAGGAGACGGUCACCAUAGAGGAGGACCCCGGCACCCCCACGUCUCACGUCUCGGUGGUCACCUCCGACGACGGAACCACGCGGCGCACAGAGACCAAGGAAAUGCCAACCAAUGUGAAGGUGACUAAGAUGGUGAAGACGGUGACCACCAGAACAGUUCGGCAGGUCCCCCUGGGCCCAGACGGCCUACCUCUGCCUGAAGGCUCAUCCCCUCUGAGCAGCUACACCGAUUCCAUCGACCGACGAUACAUGAAGAACGGAGGCGAACGCUUCAUCACACCCCAAGCAACCUCUACCCUGACCCGCGCCUACAACAACUCCUACAAUGACUCGUACGUGGAGACGCCGGAGAGUCAGUACAUCCGUCAUUACGGCCUCCACGACGGCUACGCGGAUUUGAUGGACAACUACGGUAGCCUGUCGCGUGGCGUCAACUUCCGGCCGCCGCGCUACCCCUACAUGCCCAACAGCUAUCGUCCAGAGAACAGCUACACUCUGCCAAUUAGAAAGGACGACUAUGGCCAUGUGGCGCAGCCCCAGGUGCCCAUGGGGAGCAGCACAGUGGAUCUGAACCGCUCGCAACCUGAGCGAUUCCAUCCUGAGCCUUACGGUUUGGAGGACGAUCGUCGAAGCUUGGGGCCCGAAGAAGAGGAGCCGUACGAGUUGGAACCCGACUACUCCACUGCCAACCGCCGAACCCUUCCGGGGACGAACCGGGGCCGCACUCACAGGGAACCUCUCCGUGAUGUGCACAGGGUCAGAGAUGACCCCAUUGAGGCAGAGCUGAUUGAUGAGCGCCACCCUUACAUCCAUGGUAUGUAUUCAGCACCACUUGCUCAGCCCGAGAGAGGAAGCAUGGCCAGUCUGGACCGAAUGGCCGGCCGGCGUUCACCUUCCAUCGACAGCAUUCGCAAGGACCCCCGCUGGCGGGACCCCGAUCUCCCCGAGGUCAUCGCCAUGCUGGGUCACCCCAUCGACCCGGUGAAGUCCAACGCCGCCGCCUACCUGCAGCACCUCUGCUACGAGAACGACAAAAUUAAGAAGGACGUCCGCCAGCUGAAAGGGAUUCCCGUUCUGGUCAGCCUUUUGGAUCACCCCAAGUCCGAAGUGCAUCGCAAAGCCUGCGGCGCACUUCGGAACAUCUCCUACGGCAAGGACAAUGAAAACAAGGUGGCCAUCAAGAACUGUGAUGGUAUUCCGGCCCUCAUCCGGCUGCUGAGGAAGACCAAUGACAUGGAGGUUCGAGAACUCAUCACUGGUACCCUUUGGAAUCUGUCGUCCUACGAGCCCCUGAAGAUGGUGAUCAUCAACCACGGGCUGCAGACCAUGACCAACGAGGUCAUAAUCCCUCACUCGGGGUGGGAGCACGAGCCCAACGAGGACUCCAAGCCCCGGGACGCAGAGUGGACCACCGUCUUCAAGAACACGUCCGGCUGCCUCCGAAACGUGAGCUCAGACGGGGCAGAGGCUCGGCGCAGACUGAGGGAAUGCGAAGGCCUGGUGGACGCUCUGCUGCAUGCGCUGCAGUCUGCCGUUGGGAAGAAAGACAUGGACAACAAGUCCGUGGAGAACUGCGUUUGCAUCAUGAGGAACCUCUCCUAUCACGUGCACAAAGAGGUGCCCGGCGCCGAGAGAUUCCAGGACCCGUCGGCCCUGCAGGCCCCCGGAUCCGCAGGGCCACAGAGGAAAAAGAAGGAUGAUGCUGGCUGCUUCGGGGGAAAGAAGGCCAAAGAGGAAUGGUUUAAUCAAGGCAGAAAGAAUGGUGAAAAUGACAAAAACUACGACACUUUGGAUCUACCUAAACGUACAGAGCCUUCCAAAGGCUUCGAGCUGCUGUACCAGCCCGAAGUGGUGAGGCUCUACCUUUCUCUGCUGACGGAGAGCCAGAACUACAAUACCCUGGAGGCGGCUGCAGGGGCUCUGCAGAACCUCAGCGCUGGACAGUGGACUUGGUCCAACUACAUCCGAGCCACAGUGCGGAAGGAGAAAGGUCUCCCCAUCCUGGUGGAGCUGCUGCGCUCCGACUCUGACAAGGUGGUCCGAGCUGUGGCCAUCGCCCUGCGCAACCUUUCCAUCGACCGGCGCAACAAGGAUCUGAUAGGAAGUUACGCCAUGCGGGACCUUGUCAGCAACCUGCCCAGCGGCCAGCAGCGACCAGCCAAGAACCUGGAGGAGGACACCGUGGUCGCCAUCCUCAACACGAUUCACGAGAUUGUGACGGACAGCUCGGAAAACGCUCGCUCCCUCAUCCAGGCCCAGGCCAUCGAGAAGCUGGUCGCCAUCAACAGGACCAGCCAAUCGGCUCGCGAAACAAAGGCAGCGUUGCACGUCCUGCAGACGGUGUGGAGCUACAAGGAGCUGAGAAACACUUUGACUAAGGACGGUUGGAACAAGAGCCACUUCCAGCCCACUGUGACGGCCACACCUAAAGCUACCAAGAACGGUAAACCAGGUUAUGAUGACACCACUCUGCCACUGAUGGAGAAGAACCAAGACGGCUACUCCACCAUUGACCAGAGGGACAAGGACUGCAAAUACAAAACAGACGACGGGUCGGUGGACCUGACAGAACGGGAACCAUUAAAGAAUGACACAAAUAGGAAACACUAUAUCAGGAGUAACAGGCCUGCGGUCAGUCUGGUGGACGCUUGUGAUGUUAAACCUCAGCCUGUUGACUCCUGGGUCUAAGUGCAUGCAUGGCUUAAGACAUCCCCAGCUACAAGAGGAUCUCUCAUAUCACCACUGCCAUUUCACAGGAGCUCAUUUUUGGAGAGGGACUGUACAGAGAAGAGGAUUUCAAAAAGAAUAUGGCCAUAACAGAGACUACCCAGUAGCAGUCCAGUUUUUCAGAAGAAGAAAAAAAAGAAGAUAUAUAUAUAUAUAAAAGAGUAAUGACACUUCCUACUUGGUCAUAUCUACAUUCCUCGACAUCAUAUGAAUUUUCCAGUGCGGACUCUUGCUCCGAGAGUAAAUUUGACGGAGGCCGGCGGGGUGUGACGAAAAGAAGAGGAAGAGUGAAGCGAAACAGAGGGAAAAGGAACGUGUGAUGAAAGGCUACGGGAGAAGGACGCUCCUUUUUUGUCUUUACGGUGUGGUGCAGGGAGUUUUGGAGAACAUGGAUCUGUUGUACGUCGUUGUGGUCAGAGUUGGGGAAAGAGAGCAGAGAGAAACAAAAGGAAAUAACCGAGCCUGAGAGGAGCCACAGCAUUGUAGAGGGAAAGAGUAAAGAGUUUGUCCUCAUGAACUAAAAAAACAGAAACAAAAUCCAUCUGGGUUCACUGUGUUUUUUUUUUUGUUUGUUUGUUUUGUUUUUUUAUACAAAAACACAAGGACAAACAAAAAAACAGAACUGCUUUUGCUUCAGAAUUGUGUGUCAGGUGAUCAGUAGUCAAGAACCUGGAAGUUGGGAUCUGCGGAGAAAACAUGUGACAUUCUGACCAAGACUGGAGUUUUUCAUCCCUCACACAGAAAGCUCAAACGGUUCCGAAACCAAAUCGGAGGAGGGUCUCUCUCCUCCGUCCCGUGCGAGCCUCACCGGCUUCGCUCACGCGGCCGCCAUUUCUCGUGUGACACUCUCAGGUUGUGCAGCGGCGCGGCGAGGCGCGGCGAGUUUCCCGGCCGCUCGCUGUUCGUCAGUGUUGUGCAUCGAAGAGGAUUCAAGGCAUUAUGUUUAUAAAUGGAUCUGUGUUUCUGAGGAGAAGCAGACUGUAAAGAAAAAGAAAAGUAAUGAUAAAUAACAAUAAUGAGGAUUCGUCUAAAAUCAUUUAUGUUGGAUUUUAUAUAAAUGUAUAUUAGAAUCAGAUAAAAAAAAACAAAAAAAGGAAAAAUUGUGAUUAAAAAAAAAAAAAUCAGAUUUCUUACCUGUAUAUUAAUAUCACAUUGUUUGGAAAGCACAUUUCAUUUGAUGAAGGCCCACUGUUGUUUGUAAACGAGAAAUAACUCUUACAUAACUUAAACGUGUGUCAAAGCAUCGUCGAGUCACACCGGCGAUCACCUAUUUAUAUUUUGUAUUUGUGGGAAAAGGGUUACAGGAAGGAAAAUGAAUCUGGAUCUGUGUUCCGUGGCAGCUCCUGUGUCUUCAAAACAGGAACAAGAGAUGAUUUUUAAUUUUUAGAAAAAGUACAUAUAUAUAUAUAUCUUCCUCAUGCGUUUGUACGUGAUUCGAUUGCCACCAACUCACCUAACCUGCUGCGUCUUUAAGGAAAUGAUCCAGUUGUGAGCAUGAAGAUGUUUAUAUUCUAUUCAUUUCUUUUCCAAGUGCCAGUUUUUGUUUCUUCGUGGAGUCUUUGGGUGUUUCUUAAUCCGCUCGUGCAGGAAGAUGGCUGGAGACGAGAAGGACAGCGCUGUAAAUUAAAGAUUGGGUCUCACAGUAUAUAUAUAUAUAUUUUUUUUUUACAGUCAAGAUGCAGAAUCGUCGAUGCCAUUGCAGAGAAAUUUAACCCCGGCUGGUUUUCAUGCGUCUCUCACUCAAGGCAAACGGCAUGUGCCUGCGUUCAAGUCCGAGUUGAUUUUUGAUUCCUUUUUUUGUUUUGUUUUGUUUGUGAUGUAUGUGACUUUGUAAAGCUUGCAUAUUUUCCAGUGUUUACAAAGGUGUACGUUGUGGUAAAAGAAAAGAAAAGAAAAAUCAGUGGAGUUUUCAGAAAAGCAUCGUUCCUGUAUGUUAGAACCCAGACUUCUAGAAGAAAAAAGAAAAUGUCAUCAUAACCCCAACAACCCCUCCUGUGUGUCGGCAGACGUGCGUGCUUUCAUCGGACGAAGUCCCGCGUCGACCUUCUCCUCCUUCCUCGAAUGCACUACCGCAACCAAAGGAUCGGGAAUUGUGCUCAUCAUUUCUAAAGUAAUAAAGGGCUCUCGGUUGUGUGAAUGUGCAGCCCGCCCCCAACAGUUGCGCAUUCGCAGAACGCAGAGCCACGCGUCUGUGCCGUGAAAAAUCCACGGACACAAACACACACAAACACGCGGAUUCAAGACAAACCUACCUGUGUAGAUACGACCGAUUCAAGACCGUGAAACUAAAGUAACUGAGUAGCAGAUGUGUUUGUACCUAUCAUGUGCCUUAAUCUUUUCCAUGCUAGAUAAAGAGAACUGUGUUUUAUAUAACUCCCAUUCCACAAAUUCCCUUUCCUUUCCCCAACCCCUAGUGUCAGACUCCUUACCCUCCCUGAUCCCCGCCAUUCAGCUCAUCCAUCCACCCAUCCAUCCAUCUAUCCAACUUCCACCUCAAUGCCCCCCUCCUAAGUAGUUUAGACUGUUGGCGGGUUGCUGCCUUGAUUUACAUUGUAAUAUAAACUUUUAAUGAGGUAGAGAGCAUUUGACAAAAGGGUUUGAUUUCCUAGAGAAGUAAAGCCGUCGGAGCUUUCGUAGUGAGCAGGAGCGAUGCCACAGUGACAGAAUGUAAUAUGUUAAUUUUACUAAUACCCAGAGGCAAAUAUUACGCUUGUUAAACAUAAUGGAAAAAUACUGGUUUGUAGAGUAUAAAUUUGGUGUGUUUUCAAUAAAUCAUGCCUGGAAAUUAA
Poeciliopsis prolifica (blackstripe livebearer) is the source of this 6306-nucleotide messenger RNA. RefSeq names its product ARVCF delta catenin family member b (gene arvcfb). Gene Ontology annotation, cellular component: cytoplasm; plasma membrane; nucleus. The record is from RefSeq and is a predicted model, not a curated record. Bases 539 to 3478 code for a protein of 979 amino acids. Lineage: Eukaryota; Metazoa; Chordata; Actinopteri; Cyprinodontiformes; Poeciliidae. Gene Ontology annotation, molecular function: cadherin binding. The transcript is spliced from 22 exons. Gene Ontology annotation, biological process: cell-cell adhesion; cell-cell junction assembly.